Messenger RNA from Linum tenue, 1803 nucleotides. NCBI's taxonomy places the organism in Eukaryota, Viridiplantae, Streptophyta, Magnoliopsida, Malpighiales, Linaceae. The record is from the annotation of a GenBank genome assembly.
CACUCUCUCUCCCUCUCUCUCUUCUGUGCGUCCAAGUUUUCUUUCUCAAUUCUUUCCGUCCUGUGGAUGGGAAUGGUAAUGGCAAUAUUGGGAUGGCCAUUAUCGAUGGUCGAUUGAUUUUGGAGUAUAGCAGAUUGCGAUGCCCUUUCCUCGAGCUUAAGCUUUUUCGCGCUCUUCUUCCGUUUUGGGUUUUCAUCGGACGCGCUCUCUCUCUCUCUCGGCAAGUUUUGCUUAGCUUUUGGAUCCACCGUCUGAUCUCCGACUGCAACAUUUUCCCCCGAACCUCCGCUAGCAAACUGGGUCAACCAUGGCGAUGAUAAGCAAGACCCUCGUGUUCACGUACAUCUACCUUCUGAUUUACAUCAUCCUCUCCUCCGGCGUCAUCCUAUACAACAAGUGGGUUCUCUCACCCAAGUAUUUCAACUUCCCCUUCCCCAUCACGCUCACUAUGAUUCACAUGGCAUUCUCCGGCAUCGUCUCCUUCUUCCUCGUCCGCGUUUUCAAGGUUGUGUCUCCUGUCAAAAUGACCUUCGAAAUAUAUGCCACUUGUGUCAUACCCAUAAGCGCCUUCUUCGCUGCAAGUCUUUGGUUUGGUAACACUGCAUAUUUAUAUAUUUCAGUGGCCUUCAUCCAGAUGCUUAAGGCUUUAAUGCCAGUGGCAACUUUUAUCAUGGCAGUAUUGUGUGGCACUGACAAAGCAAGGUGUGACGUGUUCUUAAACAUGUUGGUGGUCAGUGUUGGAGUUGUCGUUUCCUCGUACGGGGAAAUCCAUUUUAAUGUAGUUGGCACAGUUUACCAGGUUACUGGCAUCUUUGCAGAAGCACUUAGGCUGGUGUUAACUCAAGUUCUUCUACAGAAGAAGGGCUUGACCCUGAAUCCUAUCACCAGCUUAUAUUACAUAGCUCCAUGCAGUUUUGUGUUUCUGUUUGUACCUUGGUAUCUACUGGAGAAACCAGGAAUGGAAGUCUCACAGAUUCAGUUCAAUUUCUGGAUUUUCUUUUCUAAUGCACUCUGUGCAUUAGCCUUGAACUUCUCCAUAUUCUUGGUGAUUGGAAGAACUGGGGCAGUCACCAUCAGGGUUGCUGGUGUGCUUAAAGACUGGAUACUGAUAGCCCUUUCAACCGUCAUAUUUCCCGAGUCUACUAUAACUGGCAUGAACAUAAUUGGUUAUGCAAUUGCACUUUGUGGUGUCGUAAUGUACAACUACUUAAAGGUCAGAGAUGUCCGCGCAUCAUCGCAGCUCCCUGAAGCUGCUCCUGAAAGAAUGGUGAAGGAUUGGAAACUGGACAAGAAGGCAUCCGAUAUAUAUGUGCCUAAUAAUGGCAGUGAUGGCAGUACAGCAAACAUCUUAUCGUCCUCCGAUGCUGCAGAUGAGGAAGCACAACCUCUGGUUGCAUCCUCGAGAUUGUCUCAUGUUGGGCGUACACAGGCUAGUAACCACGGUGGAUGAUCACUUGCUGCUGUGGAAUGUAAAUCCGAAAUUGCAGAAGCAGGAGGGCGGGAGAAUGCUCAAGUUUGCUAGUGUGAGGUGCACUGUGCUAUGUCAGUUGCUGUUUCUCAUCUCUCUCGAAUUCUGCUUGGUUCGAUUUUGUUCUUCUUUGAGGCUAUAGUUUGUGCUCUUGUUUUGUCUGGCUUUUUUAGGCGCAUUGAGCAGUAAUAGGGAGUUGUAGUAGCAGCAGUCUUUCGUAGUUUUCCUUUUCUUGUGUACGUUGGCCAUCGAUUAUAAAUCUAUUGAAAUUUGUAACUACUGACUGCACUUCCGCCAUUGCCACACGUUUACAUAGAUACGUCAUCAACCUGAGG